Triticum dicoccoides is the source of this 1629-nucleotide messenger RNA. RefSeq lists its product as uncharacterized. The record is from RefSeq and is a predicted model, not a curated record. NCBI's taxonomy places the organism in Eukaryota, Viridiplantae, Streptophyta, Magnoliopsida, Poales, Poaceae. The transcript has 2 exons. Bases 115 to 1398 code for a protein of 427 amino acids.
UUUACAGUCAUCUAGCCGUCUCAUUCAUCUAUACUUAUUCUCUUCACUUCGCUUUGCCAGCUUGAUUCUGCUACCCUCAAGGGCGAAAUCGAUAACGAGAAGGAAAAGAAAACAAUGAGGGAAAUGGUAGCAUCAGCAGUUGUGCAGGAGGCUGUGAGUGGAGCUGUCGCCUUUGUGUUCAGCAGCCGCCGCGAAAAGGGGUCCCAGGAGGAACUCAUGGAGAGGCUCGAGAUGGCACACCUAAAGCUGGAUUUGGCGCUCGAGAGGACCAGGAUGAUGCCUGUCACCAUCAUGCCGUUGCUUCGCCUGAAGAAGAAACUGAAGGAUGUCUUCAAGGAGUGCGGUGAUCUGCUCAGCAGGGCGAGGGGUCGUCAGAAAGUGGUACCCUCUUUACGCAGAAAGAUUAUGCAUACUGUGCUGCCCUCUUUCAUUGUCCCAAAUCAAGACGUGCUGAGUAGCUCUGCUGUUGGAAGAUUUGAGCGGUUUGUCGAGGAAGCCGACAGGUUUGUGAGGGACGUGGAGUCUGGAUGUUCACUUUCUCACUACAGGUUUCUCAGUUCUCCCAUCAGACAUCUUCUUGAAGGCAAGGGUCUCUCCUAUCGCAUGGUGCAAGGAAGCAAGGCUUUCUCACUUCGUAUAUGGACGGUUUCCGUGGAAGAGUAUGGUAGAGUCGCAUGGCUAAGUUUUCAUUCCAAAGAUCGCAAGGUGCCACUCAAAAAUUGCAAGUUGGUGCUGAUUCUAAGAUUAUACGAAAGCACAGACAUAGUUGGAAUUACCGCAAAAUGUUUGCGGUCACUUGCACCUCAAUUCAAGUCUCUGGUUGAAGAUGCAACUGAGGAACUCACGCAAUUACCCACACAAGACGUUUCAUAUUUCGAUUCAGUACGGUGGGAAACCCUGGCUAAAGCGACUACAUAUUGGUGUCCAGACCCAUUUUGUUGCAUAGCUAAUGGGCUCAACAAGCCUUGUGCUAGCAAUAUCAUCUCAUCUGAGUUAACCGGCAGAUUUCCUCAAGAAGUUAUGGCAGUUGAUUUUCGCUGUUGGUUUUCAGCUUCUGAGUACUGCUCGCGGAGCUCAACUGAUGAAGCGCGUAUAAACGCUAUAAAGGCCUGGCCACCUCUACAGAUACAAGUUUACUUCCUAGCUCAUCUCCCGUUUGAACUCACAGGGGAGAGUUUAUUAGUAAUCUUUAACCAUCUCUCGGUUGAAUCGUACCAACACGGAAGUAGCUUAUACCAAAAGGAGGAGGAAAUACAAACAGAGGCAAUUGAUUGUUUCAUCCGUCAACCUGGUAUGGCAAACUACCAUAUGGCUUGGGCCUCGGCACAUGGUUGUGCAUACUUUCAUGUUUCAAAGCCGAUCACAAAAACUAGGAGAGCAUCAAAGAGAAGGCGGUAGAAGCUUAUACUUGGGAGCAGAGAAAAGGGUUCUUUUUGCUUAAUUAGCCUCUAUGAUACGGUUUGCUUCGGUGCCAGUAUUUAUCAUGGUCUUUUUAUACAACUACUGUUUACCUGCCAUGUGGCUUGUAAACAUGGAUGUGUUUGAUAUUAUCUGCCUACUAUGAUUUGUAAGCCUACGGUACUGGAUCAAUUUUUUUCCCCAAAGCAGGCACUCCUAGUUUCUUUGUUA